This is a messenger RNA of Notodromas monacha, 1358 nucleotides long. The record is from the annotation of a GenBank genome assembly. NCBI's taxonomy places the organism in Eukaryota, Metazoa, Arthropoda, Ostracoda, Podocopida, Cyprididae.
GAAUGUUCCCGUACCAAGUGGCAAUAUUUUUAGAUAUGUUGGAUGGCAACCGAAAAUUUGACUGCGGAGGCGUCAUCAUCCAUGAAAAUUUCGUUCUCACUGCAGCUCAUUGUUGCAUGUUUGGCAUGAAUUCGACGAUUCAGGCUGGCAGUCAACGUCUCAGAGACCCUGAUGCAGUUUAUGUUCACAUUGAAGAAACCAGACGACACCCGUUGUACAAAGGAANGCCAAAUCGUGUAAUCCACGGAGAAACAGCUCCUCCCGGCCAGUAUAUGUAUUUUAUCACGCAUCAAAUACGAAUGUUCCCGUACCAAGUGGCAAUAUUUUUAGAUAUGUUGGAUGGCAACCGAAAAUUUGACUGCGGAGGCGUCAUCAUCCAUGAAAAUUUCGUUCUCACUGCAGCUCAUUGUUGCAUGUUUGGCAUGAAUUCGACGAUUCAGGCUGGCAGUCAACGUCUCAGAGACCCUGAUGCAGUUUAUGUUCACAUUGAAGAAACCAGACGACACCCGUUGUACAAAGGAAAAGGGGGAGGAUAUUUUUGUGAUAAGGACAUAUGUGCUGGAGAUGAGGGUGAUAAGUCUCCUGCUGCUCGCAAGUUUUUGUCUGUGCCGACGAUGCCUCAGGGAGAUUCUGGAGGUCCUCUGACACAUAAGGACAAAGUGAUAGGAAUUGUGAGCCGCAGACUGAAGCAAUGGAUGGAUAGAGAUUUUGGAAUUUACACCGAAAUCUCACAUUACAUGGAAUGGAUUCAAGCUGGCAGUACACGUCUUGAAGACCCUGAUGCAGUUUAUAUUCGCGUUGCAGAAGCCAGGUCUCAUCCUUUAUACGUAGGAGAAGAAGGGAUUAGAGAGAUAGCGGUUGUAUCUGGAUGGGGUAUGAAUGAUACUUCUUCAAAUACACCAUCGGAAGAUCUACAAUAUGCGAGUAUUCCAGUGCUUUCGUCGGAAAAAUGUCAGCAACUCUUCAAUACAGAAUCUGAGUUUUUUUGUGAAAAGGACAUAUGUGCAGGCGACGAUGUGGAAAUCAACUCUCCUGCUGCUUGCUUGGGAGAUUCUGGUGGUCCUCUGACAGUGGAUGAAGAAGUGAUUGGAAUUGUGAGCCGAAACGAUGAGCUAAAGUGCAUCGGCGGUACUCCUGCAAUUUAUACAGACGUCUCCAAAUAUAUGGGAUGGAUAUUAGAAACUAUGCGGGAAAUGUCGUGAAACAACGCGAGGAAAUGGUGGAAUCAUGUCACUUUUUGGCCAACAUCGCAUAGAAAAGCGCCAUCAUAAAUGUAAUUAUACGCAGCAUGUUUAUUUUAGCGUCCUCCUUUUUGAAUGUGGAGAUGGAUGUCCAAAUAUACAAAGCUGUUGAAAGAA